AUGGUGCAGUAUUUUGCUCUUCUGUUGAUUCUUUGCAUUGCUGGAGGUUCCCUAGAAACAACGACCACACCUCAACAACAAAAUACUGCAAAGUUAAAGGAUCUAUGCGAGGUAAGAAAUGGACUGGUGAAAAGAACUACGCCCUAAAUUAUGAAAGACAAUUUCUCACUAACAAGCUUCACAGUCUAAAAAAAAUUGAUACGCAAGUUAAGUUAGGCCUGUUUCAAACUUCGUGCCACUGCAGUGCUAAACUGGUCGACUGUAGCACGACUGUAACGCAACUGUCGCAUGAAAAAAUCUAAUUCAGUCAAAUUAAGGUAGUCUAACAAAGUUUGAUAGAUCGGAGUCGUUUCCAUUCAUUUCAGGUGCUAUUUAAGACUCAUUGCAGGUAUAAAGCUCAAAUUUGGCAUGGAAAACAUAUCUAUAAGCGACAAUACGAGGGUGAUUUUUAACCAGUCAAAAUUUUGAUUAUAUUAGGUUUACGCGAAAUCCAGUCAUUAUACUUUCUUAUAAAUUUGCGCAUAGCUUUGAAUUAGUUACUUCCGGAGCCGAUAAAAAAAUAAACCUACCUCUCGUUCAUGAGAAACUUGCUUGUAUCACAAAACUCCUUUGUUCAAAAUUUAUCUUGAGGUUUACAUUGACUUAAGUGCAAUAUGAAUAGGAUUUCUACCAAAUUUCGACAAAUUUUAACGGGUAGGUUUUACAAUAUUACAGGGCCACCCUUAAGAUACAGGGCGUCUAUCUUCGGGUACGAGUAGGCGACCAUAUUGGCCACGUAGUUAAAUAAAAGGCGACCAUUAUUUCCCAGAUGAGUUUAUGACGUUACCAUUCUAGCCGGUAGCCUACCCGUUUUUCCGCGGUGAGGGUAAAAGGCAGAAUGAGUUUGCGGAAUGGCAUUUAGCAUGGCUUCCGGAAUGACAUAAUUAUGCGGAAAGUAAUAUAAUUAUGCAGAAUAACUUAAAGAAAUCAAUGAAACUGAAAAUUGCGCCCUUUUUUGACGCCAAUCAAUUCACAAGCAGCCGCUUUUUUAAUGUUGCUACACGAUGACAAUCAAAAAGCCAGGAAAGACUCCUUGGUUUCUCACGGUCGAUUAGCUUUUUGCACAGCCACAAAGAUGUUACUUGCCUUUAUUAGUCGAGCUGCUGGCAGCACCGAUAAAAGCCGGAAAAUGAAGAAAAAAUGUUUUGGAAGAUCACGCUCCUUUCUGUUUUAAUUUUUUUUCUGCAAAAGAUAUUUGCACGAUUAAAGUCACUUUUUUUACCCGUUUUUGCAUUUGUAACCGCGUGAGAAGUGUGUGUUUUUUUUUUUUAAGACGGUGGGUCACGUGAUAAAUCCCUACAUUCAGAGACCGUGGCUUGUGUUACUUUUGCUUCCUUGGCUGCGUGGUGAAGUUUCAGGCAAGCGAAACAAACAGUAGGCGAAGAAGUGCGAGCUCGAAUCCAGGCAAUCGAGCUUGUGUGCUUUUCCUCUUUCUUUCGUUCUUUCUCUUCUUUUUCUUUUGCUUCCUACUUUUAGCAAUUUUUCUCCUUUACCUUGACCUUCAUAAAGUUAGUAAAGCCGGUAAGGCACCACACUAAAUACAUAUUAAUGACUUGGCUAGUUCUCGAUCAAACGCACACACUCACACCAACAAGAGAGGUGCGAAGAGACGCGGAAAUGCCGAAAGGAGACAGUGAGCAGUUCUCCGUUUCACUCAAUUUGUAGAUUACGGAUUAAUGUUUGACUCGAGGUGUUCAUUUAGUCUCGAAAAAUCUGAUUCGUUCACCGUAUUAAUAAUCCCUAGAAUUGUAGCUAGCCCGACUUCACGUUCAGCAAGCGUUUUUUACCCUGUAGCGUUACGAUAAAGAGUGACGCUUGAUUUGAGUUUAGCCAAGUAGCGCAGGUUAAAAACCCAGACAGAUUUACGACACAGUACGUCUGCUCGAAUUUACGAGGCCUAUUUCUUUAUUUCAUUUGGGUCCACCUAACACCAUCGUUCCCAGGAUCCUCUUUCUUCCUCCUCUCUAUUUUACCUCGUCCGCUGUUACGAUGUUUUUCUAUGUAAUGAGUAGAGUAAAAAUUCAAUAGAAGACUGUUUAAUGUAAUUUGUUUUUGUAGUUUUCGUACUUUCACUGCACUUCACUGGAAAAGAGAUGUGACUAGGGAACCGUUUCAGUUUAUUUUCGAAACGGGUUAUCGAUGACUUAUCAAGUAUCGGUGUAUCAGCUGUGUUUCAAUUUUAGCCUUGCUCGAAUAUAACAGUAAUAAGUAGACCGGCAAAGCGAGUGCUCCUUAAAAUUGGCGCCAAAAAAGGCGCGGGAGAGACGCGCGCAUGCUUUCCUGUUUAAUUUAUUUCUUUUCGUCAUUUUCCAUAAAUUCAGUAAAUUCCGCAUAAUUAUGUCAUUCCGCAAGCCAUGUCACAUGCCAUUCCGCAAACUCAUUCCACCUUUUACCCUCACCGGUUUUUCCGGGGUAAGAGGCAAUCUACCCGUAUUUACGGCUUUGCGUACGGUUUAUUUACCGUACACUUUAUUUUGUAAUUUUCGUACACUGAAACGGUGUAUCUUAAAGGUCUCUAUUGUCGUUCGUUUACACAGCUUAUGAAAUUCAACAAAACAUGCUCUCAAACAUUGCUCCCUUAGUACGUAUACUGAACACUUGGGGGAGGGGGGGCUGAGAUCACACGAUAUGCCUGAAGGCGACGAAAGAAGAUUAAAUUUCUACUGACAACUUCUCGUGAUAAUGGUGUUAACUUGCCAGUAAAUGGAUAGAGCAUUUGAAGAGAAACUGUGUUCAGCCACCUGUUGUAAAAAAAAAUGCACAGAAAUCCAAAAAGAACGGUUUAAUCAACUUUUUAAAUGCAUUCUUCUUAUUUUAAUAAGUUAAAGUAUCUGAAUUUAGUUCGGCACAUCAAUAGCACGACUUAGAUUCAUAAGUAGUGCUUCUGCGUAGCUAAAUUUGAAGUUUGGCACGAGACGUUUUUGGUGUUGUUCCCCGCGCAGAGAAUUCCACCAAGGGCAAAAUACUAUAACAAUACGUUUGCAAGCACCAGCAGCGGCAGUUGUGGCGUUUUUAGACACAAAUAGGUACAUGCUCGCCUUUUGGAGUUAAUUAUAUGGCACCUAAUAGAACCUUAACAUGCGGAAAAAGAAGGCUUGCACCGCAAAAAUGUUACAUGUUGAUGCAACGAGAAUUGAGAAGUAUGGCUCAAAUCUCUCUCAUUCAAAUGACUUCUGAGAAACCCUCCCACUUCGCGUGCAAAACUCGCAUUGAAAACUGAAAAGGCGACGUCAACGCCUGGUCACGUGGUCUUUUUUAAUUAGCCGAUAGAGAUUUUCCCCAUUAGUGUCCAAGUUGACAUUUUUUUUUAUUAUUAUUAUUAUUUUUUUUCAAUCCUGUCUCAACAUGAAGUCUGCAGAAAAACGGCAAAUUGAAAGACUUCUGCAAAGGUGAUAACAACGUGGACUGAUUUUUUUAAACAAUAUUUCAGCUAGCCAUAUUGGCCUUAUUCAGGUUUACAUGCAGAUGCUAUUUAAUUCUCAAUAGAAAUUACCAUGAUGUAGAUGGAGAAUGUCGCAGUAAAAUUUGUUAAAUAGGGAGAGGUGGAAAUGACGUACAACAUAAAAAAGAGAAUAGAGAAACUAUCUAGAUUUCAGUUCGUCACGACGGUGUAUACCAUAAGGUUCAAGAGUCAUGGCCUUUUCUAUCAUGGCUUUACGGACUGAGUCACGUGAAGCUAGAAUGAAUUUUCUCUAGUGGGAUUAACUGCAUGUAAGUGAGAGAAUGGUCAGAGUGAGAGAGAAACUAUUCAGAAACAGUAGUGGGUUUAGGUUUAAUGUUAGUUUUGUUGACUGGUUGUCUGUGCUCGUUAAAUCUGCCCUGGAGUAGUCGCUUAGUUUCACUUAUAUUGUAGAUUGCAGCGGUUACAUUUUAAGUGCUACGUUUUAAGUGUUACAAGUAACGUGCGAAGUGAUAGAACGUGCUUCAUCUUCGGAGUAAAAGGUGUAACUUGUUAAGCCGUCUGUGUACUUUUAGGGUUUUUUUGUUUGUUUUUACUAUUUUGUUUUUAUCAUUGUGCUUCUAAAAUAAGGGAAAGUGCAAGUAUCUCUGACAAUAUGUUUCAUCCUUUCCCGACUAAAUUUUAGUGUCAAUUGGGUCCAUACUAAUCCAUCUUUACUUACAGAAAUCUAUACUCGGUCAUGGUUUUCCUGGCAUUCCUGGAUCAAAUGGCAUGCCGGGAAUGCCGGGUGUCCCCGGACCGCAAGGACCCCAGGGAAGAGAAGGUGCAAAAGGGCAAAUCGGAGAUAAGGGAUUGCAAGGAAUGGCGGGUCCAAGAGGAGACAGAGGGCGCGAAGGGCCUCCCGGAAAGAGCGGACCCCGAGGAAUAAAGGGAAUGAAAGGUGAACCAGGACUUGUGGGAGUGAAAGGAGAGCCAGGCAUUAUGGGAAUGAACGGAAGAAAAGGAGACAAAGGAGAGAAAGGAGAAAGCGUCAAAGCAAGUCAAGCAAGUGUAGUACCACAAACCAACUGGAAACAAUGUGUGUGGAAAUCAGCAACCAGUACUAACAACGGAAAGAUUAAGGUAAACAAUGACAACCCUCUGACCAGAGAAUUUUAAAUUUACAAGAGUACUCCUCGGUGAAUAUAUAAGAUCGAAGAGAGUUAAUCUCAUGUCUCAAGAGAGUGCCAUGUUUAAUGCAAUUGCUGGAUUGCAUAAGGUAGGGGACUAGAUCCACCUAUUAUUUUCAACUCAAGAGUAACUCAGUCGGAAAGAGCAGACAGAGCUUUAUAAUUUUUUUUCUUUUUUUUUUUUAUAAUAGUAAUUGAGCUGAGUGGAGUGCAAUUUGAUCUAAAAUCAUACGCGUGAUUUCAACGCGCGAGUUCGAUUUGAAAUCACAAGUACGACCAAAACUGCACCACACUAAGUUUAAUUAACAUUUUAUUACAGCCAUUUUGAAAUUGCAGAGUUCACUCAAUCCCAAUCUUGAUCUAGUAGCAGGUUUGUUGAUAAGCGGAAACAAAAAGGCUUGUUUAUAGAGUGAAAAUGGCGCGAUUUAAAACAGAAAUGAUGCAAGUUAGACAUGAAUGACGCUAUUUACAUUGUAGAACAGAUGUGAUUUAGAGCAAAAAAGUAGGUUAAUUCAUGACUAUCACUGACACUGUUGAGAGCCAUCGGAUUGGAGGGAUCACCAGAGAUUUAAAAAUGGAUAAUAUUAUUAAUAAAAUAAUAAAGUACAUAAAAGUUUUAUAAAAUGGCCCGACCCACUGCCCUAUGAAAUCCGGUAGUCAAUAAAAUUAUGUUCUCGUAGUGCGUAUAUUCUCAAGGUUUUUGUUGUUUUUGUUGCUGUUCUUAUUGUUGUUGUUGUUUUCUUUGUUUUGUUUUGUUUUGUUUUGUUUUUUUUUUGCAUGACUUCACUCACUCGACAAAGUGAGAGACUAGCGCUUUUUUUAGAAUAGUUGUCUUUUUAACAAUAUAUUAUUCUCUUGCAGGACUGUACUUUUAACAAGCUGACGUCAAAUACAGCACUCAAAGUCUCAUUCCAGGGAAACGUUAGAUCUGAAACUUCCGGUGGAUGCAAUCGGUGGUAUUUCAAGUUCAACGGAAACGAAUGCAAUGGACCAAUGACGAUUGACGCUGUUGUCUAUAACGCUUGGCCAUCAGGGAGAGCAGCUAAUCAGCUGCAUCAUCGGUCAUUUGAGGGGUACUGUGAGAACAUCCCACAAGGGACUGUUAGAGUAGAAUUAUGGGUCGGAAAGUGCCCUAGCCACACCUUAGGUAGUGCGCACACUGGGUGGAAUUCAGUGUCCAGGAUAAUACUAGAAGAAGUAUCUAGGCCUCAGUCCUAA
Porites evermanni is the source of this 5826-nucleotide messenger RNA. Lineage: Eukaryota; Metazoa; Cnidaria; Anthozoa; Scleractinia; Poritidae. The record is from the annotation of a GenBank genome assembly.